Messenger RNA from Rhizophagus irregularis DAOM 181602=DAOM 197198, 432 nucleotides. RefSeq lists its product as uncharacterized. The record is from RefSeq and is a predicted model, not a curated record. Lineage: Eukaryota; Fungi; Glomeromycota; Glomeromycetes; Glomerales; Glomeraceae.
AUGAAUCAACAAGAUGAAUCUAAUGGUAGUAAAAUCACAUUUCUAAGAUUAAUACUUGAUGAGAAAUUAAAACAUCUUUUUGAACAAAUUGAAUAUAAAGCAAUCCCUAUUUUUGAAGCUUUAUAUCCAGACUGUAUAGCUAUGUUUGCUUUUGAUAAUAGUUCCAAUCAUGCUGCUUUUAGCAAAGAUGCUUUAGUUGCAAGCCGAAUGAACCUAAACCCAAGUGGUAAACAACCAGUUAUGCGGAAUACUUACUUUAGACCAAAUAACCAAUUACAAUCAAUAAUAUUUCCAAUAACAUAUUAUGAUGAGAAACUUAAUGGUAAACCUAAGGGAAUUAAACAAGUACCACCUGGAGCAUUAAUAUUAGACUGCAAAGAAUGCAAAGAAAAGAUUCAAGACAUUUCAAGAACUACCUGUUGUGCACGUUGA